Leptonychotes weddellii (Weddell seal) is the source of this 843-nucleotide messenger RNA. NCBI's taxonomy places the organism in Eukaryota, Metazoa, Chordata, Mammalia, Carnivora, Phocidae. The record is from RefSeq and is a predicted model, not a curated record.
AUGAGCUUCGGCGCCGAGCCUCCCGGCCAGGCCCGGGAACGACUGGACAUGGCCUCGUACUGCGACGGCUCGGGUGUGUGCCCGGCCCCGCACAGCCAGGCCCGGGCAGCCGCGCCCCCGGCGGGCUACGCGCUCGGGGAUCUGGGCGCGUGGCUGAGCCUCUCGGGCCAGCAGGAGCUGCUGCGGCUGGUGCGGCCGCCCUACUCGUACUCGGCGCUCAUCGCCAUGGCCAUCCAGAGCGCGCCGCUGCGGAAGCUGACCCUCAGCCAGAUCUACCAGUACGUGGCCGGCAACUUCCCCUUCUACAAGCGCAGCAAGGCAGGCUGGCAGAACUCCAUCCGCCACAACCUGUCGCUCAACGACUGCUUCAAGAAGGUGCCCCGCGAGGAGGACGACCCAGGCAAAGGCAAUUACUGGACCCUGGACCCAAACUGCGAGAAGAUGUUCGACAACGGGAACUUCCGACGGAAGAGGAAGAGGAGAGGAGAGGUGGGCGCCGCUGCUCCCUCGGGAGCCAGGAGCCCGGGAGGAGCCAAGGCACCCGAGCUGGAGCCCCUUGGCGCGGCCGCCCCGGACCUGCAGGCCCCGCCGUCCCCGCCGGCGCCCGACGCCGCCGCCUGCUUCUCCAGUUUCACCUCGGCCAUGGGGGCCCUGGCUGGCGGCCUCGGGACCUUCCCCGCGGGCCUGGCGGGGGACUUUUCUUUCGGGAGACCGACGACGGUCGCCGCCCAAGGGCCCCAGGCCCCAGGCCCCGCACCCGGCUUCGGCGCUAGCCAUCAGAGGGCGGCCACCGGCUUCCGCGUGGGCCACUUCCUCUACAGUCGGGAAGGGACCGAAGUUUGA